Molecule: messenger RNA, 765 nt
Organism: Carassius carassius (crucian carp)
Lineage: Eukaryota; Metazoa; Chordata; Actinopteri; Cypriniformes; Cyprinidae
Gene: nmbb
Product: neuromedin Bb
Exons: 3
Coding region: 115-528 (137 amino acids)
Biological process (GO): positive regulation of hormone secretion; neuropeptide signaling pathway
Cellular component (GO): neuron projection
Molecular function (GO): neuropeptide hormone activity; neuromedin B receptor binding
Source: RefSeq, a predicted model, not a curated record
ACACCCAUCCAGCCCUCCCAUCCGCACCAUAUAAAACCAACAUCAGACGCCUCCAGUCAUAAUAGAUGUUCGUGCGUUCAGAGAGAUAGAGAUAGCCACCAACUGCGUUUAGAAAUGUCCAGCUUAAGUGUAGCGAGUUUUUGUCACUGUGGAUUCCUCACAUACCUUGUGCUGUUCUCUUUUUACAUUUCAGUAGCGUCCUCAGUGAGCCUUGACUUGACUGAACUAAGGAACAAAGUUGCAAAGAUCAAAGUUAACCCAAGAGGAAAUUUAUGGGCAACAGGUCAUUUUAUGGGGAAGAAAAGUGUUGUGGACAGCGAACAGUUGCCGAACGAGGAUGAUUCCACGAUGAAAGCCAUCGAGGCUGCACUGAAUCCCCAGCAGGUCGAGCCUGCGGACCUCUACCAAGAGAUACUGAGGAUCGCGCUUCAGACACACCUCGACUCUCAGGAGAUCCGCCCUAAAGUUCCGGAGACUGCAAUAUUAAUGAAGAUAUUAGGCAGCUACAUCCAAGACAACAAAAAAUGAUGACUGCCAACGGCUAAGAUCUCCGAAGUGUUUAAUUCUCAUGGGAUUUGUAAUUGCUCUUUCAUCAGCUGUAAUUUGUUUCUUAACUAAACCUAGUAAGCACCUCCAUGUCACAAGAAAUGCAACAAGUUAUACUUGUAUAUUUAUUUUUAGAAGAUGUCCAGAAUUGUAUUAUUUUUUUCAAUAAUUUGUAUUAAAUAAAGACCAAAUAGUGAAGUCAGUUGCUCCUGCAUGCAA